This is a messenger RNA of Nestor notabilis (Kea), 490 nucleotides long. RefSeq names its product ribosomal protein L23a (gene RPL23A). NCBI's taxonomy places the organism in Eukaryota, Metazoa, Chordata, Aves, Psittaciformes, Psittacidae. The record is from RefSeq and is a predicted model, not a curated record. Gene Ontology annotation, molecular function: structural constituent of ribosome; rRNA binding. Gene Ontology annotation, cellular component: cytosolic large ribosomal subunit; ribosome. Gene Ontology annotation, biological process: ribosomal large subunit assembly; translation.
AUGCCCGCUGUGCCUCCGAAGACAGAGGCAAAGGCGAAGGCGCUGAAGGCCAAGAAGGCCGUCCUGAAGGGGGUCCACAGUCACAAGAAGAAGAAGAUCCGCACGUCACCCACCUUCCGCAGGCCCAAGACCCUGCGGCUGCGGCGGGCGCCAAGACCUGCCCCACGGAGAAACAAGCUGGACCAUUAUGCCAUUAUCAAGUUCCCUUUGACCACAGAGUCUGCCAUGAAGAAGAUAGAAGAUAACAACACUCUGGUUUUCAUUGUGGAUGUCAAGGCAAACAAGCACCAGAUCAAGCAGGCUGUCAAGAAGCUUUAUGAUAUUGAUGUGGCCAAGGUCAACACAUUGAUUAGGCCUGAUGGAGAGAAGAAGGCUUACGUCCGACUGGCUCCAGAUUACGAUGCGCUGGAUGUAGCCAACAAGAUUGGAAUCAUCUAAACUGCAUCUACCAAGGACUGUACAGACAGAAGAAUAAACCCUUGUGACACCA